Messenger RNA from Kockovaella imperatae, 1475 nucleotides. RefSeq lists its product as hypothetical. Gene Ontology annotation, biological process: transcription initiation at RNA polymerase II promoter; transcription open complex formation at RNA polymerase II promoter. The transcript is spliced from 7 exons. Gene Ontology annotation, cellular component: transcription factor TFIIE complex. The coding region runs from base 38 to 1375 and encodes 445 amino acids. The record is from RefSeq and is a predicted model, not a curated record. Lineage: Eukaryota; Fungi; Basidiomycota; Tremellomycetes; Tremellales; Cuniculitremaceae.
CGCGAAAUGUGAUCGAGGAGGUGUCCGUUGAGCGGCCAUGUCUGUCGACUUUCACUCAUUCAGCGGGUCUCAAUCUCCCUCAGAGUAUGCUUUCGCCAUGGCAGAUACGCUGUCUUCCGAUCAGAUACAGCGAUACUGCCAUGAUCUCGUCUAUCAAGUAGCGUAUACAUUCUACGACUCCCCUUAUAUCCUCAUAUUCAAGCUUCUGGUGACUUUGGGCGUAACUGCUGAAAGACCAUUAGCAGACCUCCUGGGCAUAUCUGCCCCUGAGUUGAGGAGAUAUAUUGGCACGCUGCAUGUUCAUCGACUGGUGAAGAGACAUGUCAAUAAGGAGCGUCUGCCGCAAGACUCGUUCCGGAGGAAUAUUCCGGGUCAAUCUGCGCAAGACAAUCAGCUCAGGACGAGAGACGUGAACUAUUAUUACUUGGACUAUCGUGAAUUCGCGAAUGUAACAAAGUACAGAAUUGCCAUGAUGCGUAAAGCCAUCGACGACAAGAUCAAGCAGGAAGUCGGACACCGAGGAUACAUAUGCCCAAAUGAUGGUAAAACAUUCCGACCUCUGGACCUUUCCAAUCUGUUCGACCCUUCCACUAAUGCUUUCGUCUGUGACCAAUGUGCGACCGAGUUGAUUGAGCACGAUCCAACCACCGAUCCGACACUCGGUACCGGGACUCAGGACAACAUGCAACGCUUCAAUCUCGCCACAGCGUCCAUUCGUGAGAUCCUGAAAGCUGUCGAAGGGAGCACUCUCCCAAGUCUCAAUAUAGUGGCUUGGAUAGCUCAGAACGUAAAGGUUUUGCCUCUUCCUGGAGAAGAAGCGCACGAGAAGGGAGGAGAUCGCAAAUUUGAAAUUGUUGUGGGAGGUGAAGGGGAUGAGAGAGAAGAGCUUGAAAAAGCUCGAUUGGCAGAGGCACAGCGGACGCAAAAUGCCCUGCCCGUAUGGUAUACUCACUCCACAGUCACCGGUUCCGCGACUGCUCUAGGGCUCGAGAAUCGAAAGGGCUCCAUGGACGAUUCUCCAAUCAAACCUGAUCUCCACAAAGUCAAUGACAAGGAUCUCGACGAUGAAGCUCUAGACGCUCACUAUGCCAAUCUCAUGGCGGAGGACUCUGCCGACGAAAUAAUGGGUGGAGAGCCGGUCCAAGUCAAAGCCGAAGUCGAGCCUGAAGACGAGCUCCAGGCGGUAGAGGAGGUAGGGGCUGUGCCGAAAGUGGCACAACAAGAGGCGAACGGUACUGCAGACCGAGACGAGCCCAUGAUCAGCGUUGAUGGCAAACUGAAGCCAUUGUCCCAAGUUACGGACACGGAUGCAGAGCUGAUGACUCCAGCGGAAUAUCAGGCUUGGUACGAGGCCAUGGAGGCUGCGGACUCUUAGUGUAAGCGCAAGAAUGCGCAGAAUCGGGUUGCACUUGCUCGCAGAGAAUCUCAAUGUUGUAAAACAUACCAGGAAGCAUUUGUCCAGCAUAGGAACAAUA